Paraphaeosphaeria sporulosa is the source of this 1849-nucleotide messenger RNA. Its product is annotated as subtilisin-like protein. Gene Ontology annotation, molecular function: serine-type endopeptidase activity. Bases 79 to 1761 code for a protein of 560 amino acids. The record is from RefSeq and is a predicted model, not a curated record. The transcript has a single exon. Gene Ontology annotation, biological process: proteolysis. Lineage: Eukaryota; Fungi; Ascomycota; Dothideomycetes; Pleosporales; Didymosphaeriaceae.
ACCCACCCGGGCAGUCACUCUUUCAAUCCGUCCUCUCCGGACAGUCACUCGUUUAUUCUAGUUCCUAUUAAUUCUACAAUGCUUCGUUCUUUGCUUUUUCUUACCGGCCUGGCCGCAGUUGUGCGUGCAGAUGACCGGCCGCAGUAUGUCCCUGGACGAUACAUUAUUCAGUUGAAGCCAGGGUCCGAUGCGGGAGCCAUUGCUGCGCAUCAUGAAGCUGUGCGGAGCCUCGCGCGCCGCGACGUCGGCGCCGCCCAGGCUCAGGCCAACCCUCUGGAAAAGCGCAACCCCCAGUGCAAGGUCGUCACCGUAACCGAAACAGUCUAUGGAGACGUGCCCGCACCUACAUCUACGGUUGCUGCCGCUGCGUACACACCUGGAGCCGAUAUCGACAACGCCGUCAAGCGUACUUUCACUGUUGGACAGGGCAACUUCCACGCCUACGUCGGCAACUUUGACGAGCAGGUUAUCAAAGAGAUCGAGAAGCUUCCUAAUGUUGUGUGCGUCGAGCCGGAUGAGUAUGUAUACCUGCCAGGCAAUUGGCCCAUCGCCGGCAAGAACCCUUACCCCGUCGCUGGAGGAUCUUCUCCGAGCUCUGCUGUGGAUGCCCAGUCUACUUGUACCGACAGCCCAUCUGCUCAUCCAAGUGGCUCUGGCUACCAGAGUGGAAAAAUCAGCACUCCUGGCUCUUCGCGCCCUACAGCCUACCCUGGAAAGUACCCUACUGGAAACGACACAGCUUCUGCCUUCCCCACCGCCACUGCCAGUGCCGCUGCUGUUCCCACUUCCUCUGCCACUGCUAUCCCCAGCCAAGUCCCUACCAAUGGAACAUCACCCAACAACUCUACCUCCUUGUUGACCCAACAGAGCACCAGCAUCUGGAACUUGGACGACCUCUCGCACAAGGCCGGAGUCGAAGGCUCAACCAGCUACACCUACGUCUACGAUGAAUCCGCAGGCAAUGGCCAGACCGCCUACGUUUUUGACACGGGCAUCCGCUCCACCCACUCCGAAUUCGAAGGCCGCGUCCGCUUCGGCAUCAACGCCCUGACCAACUCCACCGAUGGCGCCGCCGACGGAAACAACGACAACACCGGCCACGGGACCCACGUCGCCGGCACGCUCGCUGGCAAAACCUACGGCGUCGCGAAGAAGGCGUUCCUCGUCGACGUCAAGGUCUUCGACACUGGCAGCGCAACCAUGUCCUCCAUCCUGGCCGGGCUCGACUGGGCGUUCAAGGACGUGCAAAUUCAGGGUACCUUUAAGACCGCUGUCUUCAGCAUGUCGUUUGGCGCGCGCACGAGCUCGACCACAUUGGAUGCGGCUAUCAAGGCUCUCUACGACUAUGGCAUUCUCACCGUCGUCGCUGCGGGCAACGAGAACAAGGAAAUCGGAAACACGUCCCCCGCGCGCCUCGCCGAGUCUUUCACUGUUGGAUACACGAACCAGCAGCGCCAGCGCGUCGAUUCCUCUUCUGGCGUCGUGGGCAGCAACUACGGACCCGAGUUGGAUGUCUGGGCGCCGGGCUACGAGAUCGUGAGCGCGGACUACCUCAGCGAUGACGGCACGCGGGUGGAGAGCGGGACGAGCAUGGCGACGCCGCUUGUGUCGGGCUUGGUGUGCUAUCUUAGGGCGAAGGAGGGCGGACUGGGCACUCCGAAGGCGGUUACCGACCGAAUUCUGGCGCUUGCGACGAAUGGGGUUGUCGGCGAUGUGAAGGAUAGCAAGAACGUGCUUGUGUAUAAUGGGAGCGGACAGUAGGUGGAUGCAUUAGGCAUUGUUUAUAUAGUGUGAAGCAUUCUCGUGUGCGCUCUUAUGUGUAUGUGUAAUUGGAGCAGAACAGCAUAGC